AUGGAUUUUCCAGUCGAAAACUCUCAGAACUCUGCUCCAGGACUCUCUACCAUGGCUGAACAACAGAAACUCAGCGUCGUACCUCGGAAAGUAGACACCCAAAGCGUCACCAAACGGCUCCAAUCCGAACUCAUGGCCCUCAUGAUGUCCCCUACGCCGGGCAUCUCUGCCUUCCCUGACGCCGAUGGCAACAUGCUGCACUGGACCGCCACCCUGGUCGGACCCCGAGACACAGCGUAUGCAGACCUCACCUUCAAACUCAGCUUCGAGUUCCCCAGCAACUAUCCCUACGGUGCCCCCACCGUCCUUUUCAAGACACCCGUCUACCAUCCCAACAUCGAUUUCAGCGGUCGGAUAUGCCUCGACAUUCUUAAGGACAAAUGGAGUGCUGUCUACAAUGUCCAAACUGUGUUGCUAAGUUUGCAGAGCUUGCUGGAAGAGCCGAACAAUUCGAGUCCGUUGAACAAUGAAGCGGCCCAACUUCACCAGCAUGACCCGGAGGAAUUCCAGCGAAAGGUCCUGGCUCGCCAUGAGACUCUUGAGGACUAA
Cladophialophora psammophila CBS 110553 is the source of this 549-nucleotide messenger RNA. RefSeq names its product ubiquitin-conjugating enzyme E2 C. The record is from RefSeq and is a predicted model, not a curated record. NCBI's taxonomy places the organism in Eukaryota, Fungi, Ascomycota, Eurotiomycetes, Chaetothyriales, Herpotrichiellaceae. The coding region runs from base 1 to 549 and encodes 182 amino acids. The transcript has 3 exons.